This is a messenger RNA of Hymenoscyphus albidus, 1470 nucleotides long. Lineage: Eukaryota; Fungi; Ascomycota; Leotiomycetes; Helotiales; Helotiaceae. The record is from the annotation of a GenBank genome assembly.
GCACAGACCAAAUCAGGGGUGGAAUCACUUCACCAAAAUUUUGCCCGUCCGCAUUUUGCAUCUGACAAGGCUGCAGAAUAUUAGCGUUUGGCCAAUUUGUCACUACCACGAUUUACAUGCAACCAACAACACCAUGAUUGUAUUCCGGACGUCAUUUCGCACCGCCAAGUAUGGCAUCGACGCGGCAACUUGUAUGGGCUGUCAAUGGAGAGCAUUUGGCACUUCCUAUCGACAGUUUGCUGCCAAACGAGCGCCCAAACCCAAAUCUGUAGCUCCUGCUCCUGCUCCUGCGCCAACUCCAGCAGAGAAAGCUUCUCCAUCGAUACCCUCUCCGCUUGAAGAUGCGCCACGAGCUUACGGGAAAUCUCUCGAUGAAUUUGUCCCCAAGCCACUUUUGCGACCAAUUGGCAUACCAUACCCACCACAACCUGGGCAGAAUUCGGGAAUUGAUACGCGGAGUAUCAAGCAGAGAAGAGAUGAUUUCGUAGACUACAACAAGCAUCUAGCAAGGCGAAAAGAGCUGUGAGUGGCUCACCAGCUGCGUCAUUGUGUUCAUCCAAUUGACCAGGAAUAGAACACACAAGGUAGCCUCGCCGUAUUUCCGAGAAUGGAGCAAUAUGCGGUUUUCGAAAGGAAAGACUUUUGUCGCGCCGCCUCGAAUUUUCAAAAGCCAAUUUUCACUAUACUUCCCGAACCUGCAGGGCCAAACACUUCUGCCAGACAAAUUGGUCAAGGAUACAACACCCAUUCUUGCGAAGAAGAUCUCGGUAGUGACGAUUUUCAAUACCAGAUGGGCGGAGAAUCAGACGGCUACUUUCACGUCGGAGAAGAACAAUCCGCAGUUGCAUGAACUCUUGAAAAGUAACGAAGGUAUAGCUCAAACAGUGCAGAUAAAUAUGGAGGAUAAUUGGAUGAAAGCUUGGUUAGUCAGGCUGUUCAUGCCAAGUCUGAGAAAGACAAUGCCAAAAGCCAACUGGGGUCGAUACUUCCUGGUGAGAAGGGGGUUUACGCAGGAACUCCAGGAACUAAUUGGCUUGCUGAAUACCAAGGUUGGCUACACAUACGUUCUGGAUGGAGAAUGUAAAAUCAGAUGGGCAGGAAGUGGUUUAUCCGAGGGAGAUGAGAAAGAAGGUCUCGUGAAAGCUGUUGCUCAACUGGUUCAAGAGGCUCGCAAAGGUCCGGUUUCAAUUCCAAAGCCGAUAAUUGAUGCUCCAAAGCCAAAUAAAAAGGCCGCCAUCCCAGCGGUCUGAUAUCCAGAUAUACCCAUACUGUACAAACAUAACUCUGGCUUUACUAGCCAAACACUAACGCCCGCUUCAAUGCAAAAAUAGAUGCGUUGCUCCUCUCACGAAAAAUACAAAAACAUGAGGAAACAAAAGGCAAUGAACCCUCCCAUGAUAAUACCAUCUCUCCUCUUCUUCGCAGAUAUCCUUCCUAUUAAGCUGUUGAGACCUGGCACUUGAGCCGCAG